Molecule: messenger RNA, 1821 nt
Organism: Penicillium mononematosum
Lineage: Eukaryota; Fungi; Ascomycota; Eurotiomycetes; Eurotiales; Aspergillaceae
Exons: 6
Coding region: 1-1821 (606 amino acids)
Source: RefSeq, a predicted model, not a curated record
AUGGUCUCUCCUACUGGUUCCUACGGGCUACCAGCUCUGUUGUUAGCCCUACUGUCACUCUCCGCCACCGCCAUCGCGACAGUCACUCCUAAGGGUCAAACGGUUGAGCUUAAUGGGAACACGUAUUACGUUCCUCCUACAGUAGUAGCAACAUUGAAAGCUGAUUCGCACGUAUUCGGCAAACUCAACGGCUUGCAACCUCUGGCGGUCAUCCGGAGUGAUGCCUCAAAACUGACAAGCUCAGUCCUUGAAUCAUUAGUGAGCAGUUACGAGGCUGCUGACGAUGUUUUCAAUGCUGGGUUCCUUGAUAAUGUCUACGUUCAGUAUAAUGGUACCUACAAGGAUCCCUCGGAGAAUGUGUCAACCCAUUCCUCAUGGGGCCCUAAAAUCCUGGGAUAUGCAUCUGCAUAUGUGGAGCCGUUUUUGAAGCCUACCCUAUUGUAUUCCGAUGUGAUGGGGUCCUUCACUCAGGGAUUGGUGUCGGUUGGUGAUGAUGAGUAUGAUGUUUUACCGGCAAGCUUGCAGGGCUAUGCGUCGUUGACCAUUGGUGUUCCUUCGCGGCUGUACUAUACCAAGACAGCUGAGAAGCCUUUGGCUGGUGUUCGUCUCGGUGUCAAAGACAUUUAUGAUAUCAAGGGUGUCAAAACCGGCUGUGGCAACCGCGCUUACUACGAAACAUACCCGGUUGCUAACUCUACCGGCCCCGCAAUCCAAUCACUCAUUGAUGCGGGCGCCGUCAUCGUCGGAAAGAUGAAGACCAGUCAAUUCGCCAACGAUCCUAGCUCAUCAUCGUCCGGUCCUGGCUCUGGCAUCGGGUCUUACGACUGGUUGGAUUUGGCCAUUGGAAGUGAUACCGGAGGCUCGAUUCGCAACCCUUCGCAGGUGAAUGGAUGCUUCGGCAACCGACCCUCGUGGAAUUUGGUCUCGUUGGAUAAAGUCAUGCCCAUGUCUCCGCUUUUGGACACGGCCGGAUUCUUGACAAGAGACGUGCAAUUGUGGCGUGCUGCGUCGGAGGUGUUGUACAAGGAUGCAGGCCUGAAAUCCUACACCAAGUACCCCAAGUCUAUCAAGACGAUCCAAUUCCCAACUAAUGCCUCGACCCCGGCAGAGGGUCUUUUGAUUGAUUUUGUCGACAAGCUAUCGUCCUUUUUGGGAGGUGCGAAUGUUUCUGCAUUUGAUUACAAUUCUCUCUGGGAAUCCACCAAACCUUCGACUGUUGCCGCCAAUGCGACCCUCGACAGCAUGUUGUCUCUCACUUACCCAAUCCUCAUUUCGAAACAGCAGUAUCCCCUCGUUGCUGCACCGCUAUAUUCAGACUAUGCGGCCGCCAAUGGAGGUCGCAUGCCGUUUAUCGACCCCGUGCCUCUGUCCCGUUGGGAUUGGGGACUUGGAUACCCAGAGUCGCAGCUGGAGACUGAAAUAGAACACAAGAACAUAUUCACCAACUGGUGGAACACAACUGCCCAGGUAUUCGACGAGGAGACUUGCUCAGACAGUUUGAUUCUUUACAUUGGAACUGAAGCGACACCGCUCUACCGCAAUGCUUACCGGAGCAUGCCAGGUGUCCCAACAGGAUUCGCUACGUCUCGUAUCGCCAACUUUGCUGGUGUGCCCGAUAUGGUCGUUCCAAUCGGUCAAGCGCUCUACAACUCCACCAUCACCCUUCAGCAGGAAUAUCUGCCUGUCGCGGUGGAUUUCAUCGCACCUCACGGCUGUGACCUGAUGGUCUUCAAUCUGAUCAAUGAGUUGGUGGAAGCCGGUAUCGUGAAGCAACCUCACACCGGAUCCACUUUAUAUGGAGACCAGGUGACUUAUUAUUGA